CAGAGCAGGUCAGGUCUGUCACUUGUGGGAGAGCACUGCAUUGAGAGGCAGACAGACAGCAAAAAGGGGGCCAUGAGAGAGAGCCGUCUCUGUGCGUGCAGAGCUGACAGUGACAGCAGCGAGAAAGGGAAAGCGCUGUAUUUAUAUAUUUAUUUCUGUGCUGUGGAGGAAGGAGGCUGCGUCAUUCCCCUUUUAAAGUCUGGUAUUGCUUGAGGAGCCGGAACUCCGCCUGGCCUUGAGCUGCCUCACUCAGUGCAGUGGGGAGAGGGAGACAGGGUGCAGCCAGGACUGGGGCUUGCUCUAACAAACUGCGACUGAGACACUGGAGCUGGCCUCAGGACACAUCCCCAGCGGCUAUAAGCUCGACUCCUCGCCAUGGUAUCCUGGAUGAUCUCCCGGCUGGUGGUGCUAAUAUUUGGCACCCUGUACCCAGCCUAUUCCUCCUACAAGGCAGUCAAAACGAAGAAUGUGAAGGAAUAUGUGAAAUGGAUGAUGUACUGGAUUGUGUUUGCCUUUUUUACAACAGCAGAGACCCUCACAGAUAUCAUCCUGUCAUGGUUUCCAUUUUACUUUGAGUUGAAGAUAGCUUUUGUUAUCUGGCUGCUGUCCCCUUAUACGAAAGGAUCCAGCGUUCUCUACAGAAAGUUUGUUCACCCAACCUUGUCCAGCAAAGAGAAGGAAAUUGACGAGUACAUCAGCCAAGCCAGAGACCGCAGCUACGAAACAAUGAUGCGGUUUGGGAAACGUGGACUCAAUCUCGCUGCCAAUGCUGCGGUGACAGCAGCAGCAAAAGGUCAGGGCGUGCUGUCGGAUAAGCUGCGGAGCUUCAGCAUGCAGGAUCUGACAUUGCUCAGAGACGAAGACUCUAUCCAUCUGCGGAGUGCUGACCCCCUCAUGAGAACAUCUAUUGGCAACAUUCCUGAAAUGAUCAAUGAGCCUGACACGCACUGGCUUCCUUCAGGGGAAGAAGUAAGGAGCACCCAAGCCCCCAAGUCCGAGGGAGAGCAGCCGGAUGUGAAACCUGAGCAGUUGGAUGAUGAUGUGGAGAAAGUGCCGAAACGCACCCAGAGCCUUAAAGCUCCUAAACAGAAGCUGCAGCGUUCAGAGCCACAAUCGAAGAGUGUCAAGUUGCGCACAAAGAAGAAGCCUGCAGGAGCUACAAGCAGUCCCGAGUCUGCAUGAAGUGGAAACCGUGGAAACAAGGUCCUGCAGAGUGCAACAGGUCUUUCCUUCUGUCUUCAGUACUUCACUGGUUUGAGUCUGGCUUCAAGCAGGAAGUUGCUAAAGCAGAGAGGAGCCACAUUGUGUAAAUAUGAGCCAUGGGGAUGUGUCUUUAGCAGGUAUAGGGGAAUGCAGAUGUCAGCACCACACAGCAGUAUUAAGGCAACCAAUGAGAGACCAAACAAAAUAGGCUUGCUCAGUGUUAUCAACAUUUCACCAAUAGGAACAAGAAUUCAAGUCAAAAUUUCACCCAGCUGUCUCCAAGUAAACAUUAUUUUCACUUUGUUAUAAUCACUUGCUUCCUUUCUUUGGAUUGAUCCUUCUAAUUUUUUACUUCCUGUGCUGUCAUGUUUUGUGAAAAGAAAGUACAGGAUCCAAAUCCAUGAUUGUUUCAACUUUAGCAAAUUAAUUUAAAAGUCUUUGAUUGCAGAUAAGUUUCUGACCUUCCACUUGGAACUGAUCGUGAGCCAUGUCGAAGCAGCUAUUGGAACCUGCAAAGUUAAUGGCUUUGGUUUUCAGUCCAUUCAAAUCCUAAAACAGAAAAGAAAUGGCUAAUGUAUUUUGUGUUUGAACUGCAAUUAUUCAUGGAACCUUCCGGAAGACAAAAACAGAAUGUUUUAAAAGAUCUGUAAUGCAAACGAGUUGAUAAAUUGUUCACUCAAUAAUUUAACCAAAACAUCAGCUGCAGAACGUGCAGGUACAAUAUAUUUUGAAGAAGUUCUGAGAACGUGGUGGCAUCUUUAAACAUUUCUGAUGGUAGAUUCGCAGUAUUUAGAGGCUGAUUAUUAAAAUCUAUGCAACGGGAGAAUAUUUAUAUAUAAAUUUGAAAUUUCACUUUGUAGGAGUGAACAGGAAGACUGCCUUAUGAGUAUUCUACACCCCAUUGGAGAAAAUGAGAAAAGAUUUAAUGCACUGGAAUUUCUACAAUCUAAAUGAAUGUGAGGGGGUUUGUUGCUUUGGAAUUAUUGACUGUGAACAGGAAGUGCUUUGUUGUUAUGUAGAGUGGAAGUGAAUAGAAAGUGAUGUUGGUUGUUGGAAACUGAGAGUGAAGAGAUGGGGCUUCUUCACUUGGAAUUGUACAUAGUAAGAGACAGGUUUAACUAAGUCCAUGGAGCAGUGGCUUUAUUAGACUGAAAUUGCAGGAAGUGGUAGAGAUUUGGUUAAUGGAACGGAAUUAGUUUUCUGUAUUGGGAUUCUGAGUAGGAUCUGGAGUUCAUUGUCCUCCUAAUCUUGUAGGGUUCUGAGAUGGGACUCAUUGAGAUUCAUUUCUACAGAAUUCAGAUUCAAGUUGUUAUAAUGAUGAUCUGUUCUUGAAUUUCUGCAUGUUUUUCAUAAGCGCAGCAAUUGUAAGGUCGUGAUGCCUCCUCUGUGGACAGCUGGAGUCAGGAUGUCAAUAGUGCCCCAGUUUCUGGAAUCCUGUGGGGAACUGGUUGGCAAUGAGUUGGAAACAGUAACUCAAUCAAUCAGGAUCUUAUGAUACCAUAUAUACUGAGAAUGAAGAGAGAUUGAUUUGUGAAUGUUACCAGAACCUUGAAAAGAAAUGAAUUGACGGCUGCAUUUUUGCUCUUCCUUGUGUUUAUAAUAUUGAUAGUUAUUUUUGAUUUCCCAUUGAUUUCCAGUGGCUACUUUGGGGCAGAGGUUAUGUAAUAUAAAUAAAAUCAGUAGUAACGUAGGGAAUUGACAUUGUGUGAGCUUAGUGUGGCGUAUAAUUAUGAAGUUCCAGGAAAAUUGCUAUAGCGAAUAUAGCUGGCUGAACAGUAUAGGCUGUAAAAUUGUAAAUACACUGUAGAACAAACCAUAUACUGGACUUGUAUGAAAACCCAGUGUUAUAAUCAUAUAUUUGGUGAUUUUUGAAGUCCUCCUUCAGCAUCUGGAUGGUCAGCAUUCUCCAAUUAGCUCAUGUAGCUAACACAAAUGUUGACAAUACCAUCCAUUUCAAUAUUUACUGUCACUAUUGCUCAGUUUGCUUCAUUGUAUUCAGGUUUGUGCGAGGGAAAGGGAGCACAGCUGCGCCUAUAAAGAGGCUCAAAAAUCAACAUUUUUCCCAACUUACCACAAAACAUGGGCAAGUCUGAAAACCCCCUGUGUGUGAGCCUGAGCCUCAAAGAUUGGUAUGAAGCUGUUUUUUUUAAAAAAUGUUGUUUUAGGAGAGUGGGUCAACACAUCACCCUUACUGCUCAGUGUACAUUCCUGGUACGCGCUGUUUGCAUUGGAUGUAAGUCAGCUGGCAAAUCUAGUUAGAGACAAAAAACCCUGCAGAUGCUGGAAUCCAAGGUAGAUAGGCAGGAGGCUGGAAGAACACAGCAAGC
Molecule: messenger RNA, 3530 nt
Organism: Chiloscyllium plagiosum (whitespotted bambooshark)
Lineage: Eukaryota; Metazoa; Chordata; Chondrichthyes; Orectolobiformes; Hemiscylliidae
Product: receptor expression-enhancing protein 2-like
Biological process (GO): endoplasmic reticulum tubular network organization
Cellular component (GO): cytoplasmic microtubule; endoplasmic reticulum membrane; endoplasmic reticulum tubular network
Molecular function (GO): microtubule binding; taste receptor binding
Source: RefSeq, a predicted model, not a curated record